Molecule: messenger RNA, 469 nt
Organism: Tribolium castaneum (red flour beetle)
Lineage: Eukaryota; Metazoa; Arthropoda; Insecta; Coleoptera; Tenebrionidae
Gene: Csp20
Product: chemosensory protein 20
Exons: 2
Coding region: 38-412 (124 amino acids)
Source: RefSeq, a predicted model, not a curated record
GCAGAAUCAUAACUUAUCCAAUCAUCACCAAAUCAAAAUGCGAUUCUUUGUCAUCUUCUUCGUUGCGUGUGUCAGUGUGGCUCUAGCCAGGCCUGAAGAUCAAUACACCAUCAAAUACGACAACGUCAACUUGAAGGAAAUCCUCCAAAGUGACCGUCUCACCGAAAACUACGUCAACUGCCUCCUGGAGAAAAAACCCUGCACUCCUGACGGCGAGGAAUUAAAACGUGUCCUCCCCGAUGCUUUGAAAACCAGCUGCGCUAAAUGCACCGACAAGCAGAAACAAGGAGCCAAAACUGUGAUCCAGCACUUGUACAAGAACAAGCAAGAUUGGUGGAAGCAACUUGAAGCCAAAUACGAUCCAGAGCACACCUACGUCAAGGCACAUGAAGAUGAGUUGAAGGCCUUGUAGAUGUGUUGUUGUAAAUAAGUACUUUUUAAUUAAAUAAAAAAUUGUUGAAAAAAUUGA